AUGUUGUUCAGUCAUCACCUGUUGCUUGCCGUCUACAUAGUCACCUUCCUGAUGGGGGUCCCUGCUAACAUCCUGGCAUUCUGCACCUUCUGCCGCAAGGUGCGUCGCCGGGCCGCCCCAAUAGACAUCCUCCUCCUCAACCUCACCAUCUCCGACCUCAUCUUCCUGGCCUUCCUGCCGUUUAAAAUGAAGGAGGCCUCCGACGGCAUGGUCUGGUUGCUUCCCUACGCCCUGUGCCCCUUAACUGGUUUCCUGUUCUAUGUCACCAUCUACAACAGCACCCUGCUCCUCACGGCUGUGAGUGUGGAGCGCUACCUGGGGGUCACCUUCCCCCUCAGGUAUUCCCUGUGUCGCAGACCUCGCUACGCUGUGGUGGCCUGCGUCCUGUUCUGGGUGGUGACCUUUCUGAACCUCAGCAUCGUCUACAUCAUGCCCUACGCCCAGUGGAGCAAAGGAGCAGACAGUGGCAGCAGCAACGGCAGCAAGUCCGCCCUGCCUCCACCCACAUGCUACCUGAAUUUCACCCAGGACGAGCUCGCCAUCGUGCUGCCGUUCCGCCUGGAGCUCUUCUUAGUUCUUUUCUGCGUCCCCUUCUUCAUCUGCUGCUUCUGCUACGCCAACUUCAUCCUCAUCCUGUUGCGUCUUCCAAACAUCGGCAGGCGCCGGAGGCUGCGUGCCAUUGGUCUGGCGCUCGGCACGCUGGUAGUAUUCGCCUUCUGCUUUGGGCCUUACAACGCCUCCCACGUGGUGGGGUUCGUUCGCCAGGAGAGUGAGCAGUGGAGGAACAUGGCUUUGCUCUCCUGCACCUUCAACGCCUGCCUGGAUCCAAUCAUCUUCUACUUCUCCUCGGCGGCCGUCAGAAGCAUGUUAAACCACUGCUUCAGGAACAUCAUGGCCAAGCUGCACAUCCUGAGGUGUGGAGGGGCUCCUCACUGUCCUCACCAGAGACCCUCCAAGACAGACAAAUACAAGGAAGCACCUCUUCCUUGA
This is a messenger RNA of Anoplopoma fimbria (sablefish), 990 nucleotides long. Its product is annotated as free fatty acid receptor 3-like. Lineage: Eukaryota; Metazoa; Chordata; Actinopteri; Perciformes; Anoplopomatidae. Gene Ontology annotation, molecular function: G protein-coupled receptor activity. The coding region runs from base 1 to 990 and encodes 329 amino acids. Gene Ontology annotation, cellular component: plasma membrane. Gene Ontology annotation, biological process: cellular response to fatty acid; G protein-coupled receptor signaling pathway. The transcript has a single exon. The record is from RefSeq and is a predicted model, not a curated record.